Messenger RNA from Penicillium macrosclerotiorum, 3348 nucleotides. RefSeq names its product transcription initiation factor TFIID subunit 1 family protein. Bases 1 to 3348 code for a protein of 1115 amino acids. Gene Ontology annotation, molecular function: RNA polymerase II general transcription initiation factor activity; RNA polymerase II general transcription initiation factor binding; TBP-class protein binding. NCBI's taxonomy places the organism in Eukaryota, Fungi, Ascomycota, Eurotiomycetes, Eurotiales, Aspergillaceae. The transcript has a single exon. Gene Ontology annotation, biological process: RNA polymerase II preinitiation complex assembly; transcription by RNA polymerase II. The record is from RefSeq and is a predicted model, not a curated record. Gene Ontology annotation, cellular component: transcription factor TFIID complex.
AUGCCUCAUGCCACAAAAAGUGCGGCCUCAGAGGCCCCGGAGGAUGCCGAGUUCGAUAAUGUGAUGCGCCAGCUGAACAACUACGAAGGUGGCCCACAGUUUGACUUCCUUACGCGAGACCUGGAUGUUGGCGAGAAGGCAGACGAUGCCGUUGAUUAUGAAGAUUUCGACGAUGAUGAUCUCCCCGAAGAAGAGGAAGUCGCAGCUCCGCCGCAUUUUGCGGACAACGAUGCGACCCAUGACGACCCUUUCGCAACCCUUGAGGGAGAUGAUGGCGGGCUUUUUGGGACCGGAGACGACAUUUUUGGGGGUGCAGAUGAUGGCGCGCAAACACAGGAAGACAACCUCGAUGAUCUCUUCGGCGAAGAGCCGAUGUCCCCUCCACCUGCUGGCCAGAUGGAUCAUACGCAGGGUCUCUUCGAAGAUGAAGAGCCAUCCCUGACAAACCAACCUGUCGAGUUACCUCCCAUUCCCCCCGCACCCGAACCACAAGAUCAAAAUAUGGAGGUAGACGAUGAUGAGCUCCUGGAUAAUGAGAGUGUUAUAUCGGAAGAAAUGGAUGAAAGCACCCUUCGUGCUUGGAAACUCCAGCAGCAGUUGUUUGCGAUGUCAGGCAAAAAUGACCCUGAGCAUCCGCCUGCACCGCCAGAGAAUCAUGAGGAGCUUCUUCAUUCGUUAUUCCCUGGUUUUGACCGCGAUACACUUCCUCGUUGGCUGGAGCUCAUUCCGCACAAGAAAGCGUUUUACCUUGGCAAGCAACCUCUCAAGGUCCCGAAGCCAGUUCUCCCAACAAAAGUUAACAUCGAGCUUGCCCCAGACCAGGAGCGUGUCUUCAGAACUGGCCAACCAAAUAAAAGGGGCCUUGACCAAGAUGCAUUAGGGAUUGUGCUGAUAACAGAAGCCGUCCAAGACAACGAAGAUGCAAAAGAGGACUUCGAUCUCGGCGAUGUGGAAAUGGAUGAGAUUCUUCCAGGGGGUUUCAGCAUGCAGGACCUGCGAACUAUUUGCGCCGAUUGGGAUGUCAAAGAUGAGGAUUUUUCCACCUUGGAGGAACCAGCCCCACCUGCAUCGAAGGAGACUGAUAGCUUUGAGGAAGAUGAGCCGGAUUGGUUAAUUGACGCGAACCAUCCAUCCAAGAAGCGAAAGACUGGACCAACUUCCAUGGAUGUGAUUGCUCUUUCACACCUGGACAUCCCUCUUUUGGACGACCCCGAACAGGCCGUAGCUCAAAUUGCGAAGAAAGUCACAAUCGAUUUGAAUGAUCCUAACAUCUUGGUUGAGGAGUUGAGGCCAGAAGCUGCAAUUCUGAAGCCAAAACAGACCGCCCCUCGAACCAGGGAAGAAGUCGAUGUGAAUCUAACGCGCCGUAUAACUCAGCGAUACAACAUCUCAAACGACCAAGCUUACGACAUGUUGAAGCAGAAUCAUCAAAACAAGAUUCGAAGCACUCUUGGAAAUGUCUCACUCGAGCACGCUUUACCAGCUUUGCGCUUGCAGUGGCCAUACUAUAAGACCGAGCUGCAGAAGACCGAAGCAAGAUCUUUCCACCGGCCCGCUAUGCAUUUCCGAGUAGGUCAAACUAGCUGGUUCAAGAACACGGUGCAUUUCAAGCGCAAGCAUCAAAAAGGCAAGGAUGCCAAGGCUCUUUACAAUUCAACCAAGGCACUAUCAAUGGGCGAUAACUCCAGUGUGCUAUUGGUGGAAUACUCUGAAGAGGCCCCCUUUUCUCUCUCUAAUUUUGGCAUGUGCAAUCGGUUUAUCAACUAUUAUCGAAGAAAAGGCCAAGACGAUGCCAAUCGUCCCAAAUGCGAGCUUGGCGAAACAGCUGUCUUAUUGCCGCAAGACAAAAGUCCGUUCUCUAUCUUUGGACAUGUCGACCCUGGAGAGACUACCCCCGCAAUUUCAAAUUCAAUGUACAGAGCUCCACUGUUUCCGCACCAAACCAAACCAACGGACUUCCUAGUCAUUCGCAGCACUACUGGGUCUGGGGGCAUGAAUUAUUUCCUGCGUAACAUCGAAAAUUUCUUUGUGGCUGGACAGCAAUUCCCCUCUGUCGACAUUCCUGGGCCACACUCGCGCAAGGUUACUACCGUCGCAAAAAAUCGCAUGAAAAUGCUCGUUUAUCGGCUUCUCAAGAAGAGCCCCGACGAGCGGCUCUCAAUCAGUGAUGUCACGGCUCACAUUCCUGGCACCACUGACAUGCAGAAUCGACAGAAGGUCAAAGACUUUCUUCAGCACGACAAAGACACCAAAUAUUGGAAGCCUCUAGACCCAGUCCUGCCAGAUCAAGACACGAUUCGAUCGUGGGUUCAGCCUGAAGAUGUCUGUCUGCUAGAGUCGAUGCAAGUCGGUCAACAACAUCUUCAUGAUACUGGUUUCGGAAACGAUGCUGAAAAUAGCAAUGAGAAUGAUGAAGAUGAGGAGAGCGAGAGCUUUGAGCAGCAGAUGGCUCCUUGGAAGGCCACUCGCAAUUUCUUGCUUGCUUCACAGGGCAAAGCUAUGCUAAAGCUCCAUGGCGAGGGUGACCCAACUGGUCGUGGUGAAGGUUUCAACUUCAUCAAGACAUCCAUGAAGGGCGGAUUCAAAGCCAUUGGUGAGAGUGUAGAAGACAAGCUGGAUGCACAGCGCCUCAAGGAGCUCGGCGGUCAUAGUUACAAUGUGGCGCGUCAGCAAAAAUCGUACGAAACUUCCAUUCGCCGGAUCUGGGAUGCCCAGAAAGCAAGCUUGUCCUCUACUGUCGAGCACUCCGAUGAAGAGAGUGAUAUGGAUCAACCCGACGAAGAUGAACUCAGCAAGCCAACGCCACGUUCUGAAGCGCCGACUCCCGGUCCGAACCGCAGCCGAUACGAUGAUGAGACCACCAGUCAAUUCAGCAGAAUGAGCUUUACCAGCCAAAAGGGCAAAGUUUUACGCAUCACCCGUCAGUUCAAGGCGCCCAAUGGGGAGAUUUUGGAAAAAGAGCAACUCGUUUGGGAUCCACGGGUCAUUCGACACUAUAUUCAGCACCGCCAUCGUACGGAGGCUCUCACUACCAAGCUUGAAUCUCUGCAGCCUACAGGCGAUCCCGAGGUCGACGCUCGCAACCGCAAGUUGCUGGAAGCUGAACUUAUCCGCCUUAAUCGGAACAAAGAACGCCGCUUUGCUCGUGAGAAGCAGAAGGGUAUUGCUCGUUCAGGGGAUUCUCCUGCUGAUGGAAAGCCUACGGGUACCCAGCGCAAAUGUGCAAAUUGCGGUCAGGUUGGACAUAUCAAGACAAACAAAAAGCUUUGUCCGUUGCUCAAUGGUACUAUGAAGCCCGAGGAUCGUGUUACCGAUUCGGCUUUCUCCAUGAGUGCCCCUGUCCUCUAA